AUGAGGCGCUUUCUCACCCAUCUCCACCACCACUCCCACCGCCUCCGCCCAUCCCCACCCCUCUCUCGUAUCCCCACAACCAAGAACAACCUCCCUUUCCUUGUCUCCCGUCGCCUCCUCUCCGACGACGCCUCUCCCCCGGCCGCCGCGCCGUCGCCCCCCCCUCCUGCUCCCUCGGCCGCCACGCCACCGCCUCCCCCUCCGCCGUCCGCCAUCGACGUCCCAAACGAAGAGUUGAAGCGGAGGUUGGAAGCUUACUAUAAGGUGGAGGAUGAGUCGGAGCUAUCGCCUGUCGCUAUGGCUGUUCUCGAGCGGAAUCUUGCAGAUGCACACAGUGAUACUGAUGAUGAACUUAUCGAGGAGCUGCGCGACAGGCCACUUCCUCAGGUCCAUGAUCGGGACAUUGAGGCUGACUUUGAGGAGUUGUAUGAAACUGAUGAGGAGCUUACUGACCUGUACAACGCGAGGCAGUAUGUUGAGAAAAAGAUGAAGGCCAAUGAGUAUUUUAACAUGAAUGAUACCAAGUGGGAUGAGGUGGUCAAGAAAGCAACAGAAAAGGCAACAGAGGAAGGCCAGCUGAGUAACAUGAAGGAGUGCGAGGAUAUCCUCGAGGACAUGCUCCACUGGGACAAGCUACUACCCGAUGAGAUAAAGCAAAAGGUGGAGGCCAAAUUUAACGAGUUGGGGGACAUGUGUGAGAGGGGGGAGCUUGAACCUGAGCAGGCUUAUGAGCUAUUUAAAGAAUUUGAGGAUAAGAUGGUCUCAGAGUGCACAGAACUGAUGGAAGCAGAACCGCUGACUGUAAAUGAAUUUUCUGGGGCAGAUAAUAAGAGCGUCGAGUUGAAUGAUCCACCUGGUGAGGGACCUGUUCUAAGGUGGGAGUCACGCAUUGUCUUUGCCCCUGGUGGUGAUGCAUGGCAUCCCAAAAAUAGGAAAGUUAAACUCAGUGUAACUGUCAAGGAACUGGGACUUUCACGGCAUGCUUUCCGUCGAUUACGUGAGGUUGUUGGAAAGAGGUAUAAUUCAGGAAAAGAUGAGCUCACAAUAAUCAGUGAAAGGUUUGAUCAUCGAGAAGAGAACAGAAAAGAUUGCUUGAGAACACUGUAUGCUCUAGUGGAAGAUGCGAUGAAAGCCGAUGUGUUGGCCAAUGCUGCUAGAGAUGCUUAUGUUAAGGGGAGGCUCCAGGCUAACUCUCAGUUCAUGGACCGGCUGAAGAUGAAGACACAAAAAUUAAGGCAAGCUGCAUAA
Messenger RNA from Triticum turgidum subsp. durum (durum wheat), 1248 nucleotides. The record is from the annotation of a GenBank genome assembly. Lineage: Eukaryota; Viridiplantae; Streptophyta; Magnoliopsida; Poales; Poaceae.